GUUGACUUGGAUUGACCAUCUCUUGCUCUUCAAUUCAUUCACAAAAAUUUGCUAACUAUGUCCCCUCAAAACAAGAAAAAUUUAAAUAAUUUUUUCUCAUACUGACGUGGCGAGAGAAAUCAAUUUUUUAUUGACUUAGUACAGUACGAUUUCUCGUUGACAGUCAAAAGGAAAUUGUGUGAGUGACAACACCAUGGACUUCCUCCUCGUAUCUUCCUCGUGGACCGUUCCUUAUAUUACAUAAAUCUCAAUUAUUUAUUUUAUUUUCAUUUCAGGACUGCUCUGUCUCUGUCUCUGACACCCCUCUCUUCUCAGAACUCUCUCCCUCCCGUGUGAUUUUGCUCAGAGCUCUCUGUCAGUGGACGUGGACAUGGCCAUGAACAUGAAGUCAGCAAUGAACAAGGAGAUAUGCCUGUAUUGCAGGAGGGAGGCACCAAAUCUGAGGAAAGGGUGGCAGUUAGUCUGUAGCGGCUUCGCUCAGCUCUGCGAUGAAUGCGCGGCGAUUUAUGAGUCUGGGAGAUUCUGUGAAGUUUUUCAUGGAGAAAGCAAAGGGUGGAAAGAGUGCGAAAAAUGCGAUAAGAUGCUGCAUUGUGGAUGCAUCAUGUCACAACAUAAGCUUGUAAUGCUGGACUCCGGAGGUGUGAGCUGCAUGGAGUGCUUUGGUGAAGCAGAUGAACCCCCUUCCCCGCCUUUGUCUGAUGUGUCACUCGAGUCUUGGAAAAAUCCGGAUGAUCCUACUGCAGUUGGAGAACCGGCUACAUCAAUGGAAGUGGUUUAUGGGGCUGAACUUGGGGUAGAUCAUAUAGAAACUUUGGGUUCCGCCAUACCAGUAGAAUCAUCAGCUGAAGUGGUUUCUGAACUUGGGGCAGAUCAAAUGGAAGCUUUGGGUACCACAAUGCCUUCAACAUCAUCUGCUGAAGUGAUUUCUGGUAUAUUUCUCAUCUUUUGAAAUUUUCGCAAUAGCAUUCCAUAUUUCUUAAUGCUUUUGUGGUAGGAGUUGAACUUGCGGCAUAUCAGAUUGAAACAUCGGGUACCUUUAGAAUCAUUUGCAGUUUUUUUUUUCUUUUUAAAUCUUCUGCGAUUUUGUUAAAGUUGUAGUA
Messenger RNA from Punica granatum (pomegranate), 1100 nucleotides. The record is from RefSeq and is a predicted model, not a curated record. NCBI's taxonomy places the organism in Eukaryota, Viridiplantae, Streptophyta, Magnoliopsida, Myrtales, Lythraceae.